UCUGCCGGUCCGGCCACGCGUGCCUGAGCUGGUGCAAUGGCGUGGCGAGGGCUUGCUGCAGAGUUUCUGCAGGUGCCGGCGGUGACGCGCACCUACACCGCUGCCUGUGUCCUCACUACCGCCGCCGUGCAGCUGGAGCUCCUCAGCCCCUUCCAGCUCUACUUCAACCCGCACCUCGUGUUCCGGAAGUUCCAGGUCUGGAGGCUCGUCACCAACUUCCUCUUCUUCGGGCCCCUGGGAUUCAGCUUCUUCUUCAACAUGCUCUUCGUGUUCCACUACUGUCGUAUGCUGGAGGAGGGCUCCUUCCGCGGCCGCACAGCAGACUUCGUCUUCAUGUUUCUCUUCGGAGGCGUCCUUAUGACCCUGCUGGGACUCCUGGGCAGCCUGUUCUUCCUGGGCCAGGCCCUCACGGCCAUGCUGGUGUAUGUGUGGAGCCGCCGCAGCCCUCUGGUGAGGGUCAACUUCUUCGGCCUCCUCACCUUCCAGGCGCCGUUCCUGCCCUGGGCGCUCAUGGGCUUCUCGCUGCUGCUGGGCAACUCGAUCCUCGUGGACCUGCUGGGGAUUGCCGUGGGCCACACCUACUACUUCUUGGAGGAUGUCUUCCCCAAGCAGCCUGGAGGCAAGAGGCUGCUGCUGACCCCGGGCUUCCUCGGGAUCCCAGAGCAGCAAGGCCCAGCGGGCAGCAGCCUGACCAUCUGGACGCAGCAGAGCCAGGGCAGCCCAGGGAAGCGGCAGAGCCCACGGCUCCUUCCCGAGGCCGGGCAAAGGGAGCAGGGUCGGGCUGCUGCUGAAAGGCAGGCGGCCCAGCCCUGAGCCUCCCAGCCGCUCCUUUCGGUUCUCGCACUUGGAGGGCCCCAGGAAAUGCAAGGACUGGGCUCUGACUCAGGCCUUGCGGCGAGUUGGGUGCUGAGAGUGGAACCCUGUUAACCCCCACCUGGGGACCCAAGGCAGAGAAGGGCAAGAGGCCUAGCGUGUCGGCCCUGGUCACACACCACCCCCUGCCAAGCCCAGCCAGGCCCCGCUCCUGGCUCUCCUGUAAUUUUGAUGCUACCACUUUGAAGAAAUUGAACAUGACCUAUAGCCUUUUA
This is a messenger RNA of Lemur catta (Ring-tailed lemur), 1088 nucleotides long. RefSeq names its product derlin 3 (gene DERL3). The coding region runs from base 37 to 813 and encodes 258 amino acids. Gene Ontology annotation, molecular function: ubiquitin-specific protease binding; misfolded protein binding. The record is from RefSeq and is a predicted model, not a curated record. The transcript has 8 exons. NCBI's taxonomy places the organism in Eukaryota, Metazoa, Chordata, Mammalia, Primates, Lemuridae. Gene Ontology annotation, cellular component: endoplasmic reticulum membrane; Hrd1p ubiquitin ligase ERAD-L complex. Gene Ontology annotation, biological process: endoplasmic reticulum unfolded protein response.